GUUUCCGGGUUACGUACAAGUGAUGUUCCACUGUUGUCAGUUCUCAAAAUAAUCGUUCAUAACAAUCGUUUCUACGUCCAAAAAAUUACCUUAAGUGGUGAAAUUUUUGAGUAUACGCGCUUGUGGUUAUUUUGCAAGUAUUAUAUUAUCAACUAUUGGUCCUAUUAUUCGGAUUUCGAUCGCUAUAAGAUACUACAAAUAAAGUGGAAAUGUCCCAUUGAAACGUCGUGUCAACAAACUGGAUAUCCGGUAGAGCGGUAAAUUUAAAAAUCAAGGGAUUUGAAAAAAAUGAGAAAUGGAAUCACAAACUGAACAGGCCGAGCUUUUGGAGACUGUUGUGAUAGCUGGAGAACAACAACCUCAAUAUUUGAUUCAUAGGAUACCUGAAAAUCAGCAAUUGAUCACUCCAGAACUGUUGCAGAAUCAUGGGGGCCUUGUUGUGGAUAUCGGUGGAGGUGAUUUCAUCCCUGUUAACUAUUCAUCAGAAGACCUUCUCUCACAAGAUUUAACUGAUGAAGACAGAAAUUUGGCUGCUGCAUUGGUUGCUGUGCAGCUCAGUCAACAACAAAAACAACAGCAACAAAUUCAAGAUGCCAACGCUCUGUCUCAAUUAGAUACUAAUACAACAUUAGGAGAUAAAAUUUUGGAAGAGCAGGUGAUUAUCGACAAAAGCGGUGGAUUAAAUGGUGGUUAUUUGCAAAUUGUUGGUUCUGACAGUAUUUAUGUUGAAAAAGAAGUUAUACCAAAAUUUGUUCCCAAUAGUAAAGAUGCAUCACAAAGGUACAUAAGUGAUAUACCUAUAGAAUCAGUAUCCCAUGAGGACGAAGAAGAGUUGGAUAAACGAGAAUCCGAUGGAUUGGAAGGAGAUAAGAAUGAGAACAGAUCCUCUAAAAAAACUCUUCCUCAUAAGAAAAGGAUCACUAAAAAACUGAAAAAGUCACCGGCAUCCACCAAGAAAAUCAAAUGUAACUUAUGUGAACAGCUCUUUGCAUCUGGUGAUGAAUUUGCCCAACAUGAAUUACUCUGCCAGACUACCAUUACACCUAUCACUACAAAUCUUUUCAACUGUCAGCUGUGCAAUGCCUCUCUCACUGAUCAGUUGCAGUUCUUCGAACAUCUGAAAGCUCACUAUGAACCCUCCGCAACGAUUACAAAUGUUCCCAAGAACGGCAUUGAUGCUAAUCCUGCGGAAAAUGAAGAUGAAAAGCCAACUGAUGUUAAAAAAGAUGCUCCUCCUGAACCUACUGCCAAAGAUAGUAUUUUAUCAGUACUUAGCCUCACUUGCACAGUAUGCAAUAAAACAUUCCGGAAACAGAAGACUUAUGAAGCUCACAUGAAGGAAGUGCAUGAGAAAUAUGAACUCAAUGAAUUCAGUGAACCGGAGGAUCUAAUGGAAGGUAUAGACGUGUCCGUUAAUUCUAAUCACGGUUCAGAUAAUGAAGACACUGAUUCUAAAGCAUGGUAUAAGGAAGAGGAAUUGCAACAAACUGAGGAGGAUCUCAAAGAAAUAGAUGCGGAAGACCAUGUUUGCCAUAUAUGCAACCAACCUUUUCCCUUACGAGCUAUACUACUACAACAUUUAAUAUCGUGUCGUGCUAUAACCGGCAAUACAAAGCCUACGUCCCCAGAAAUUGUGAAGAAAAAAAACAAAAAGAAUACGAAAGAUAAAAUUCCUUGCACUCUUUGCGAGCGUACCUUCACCCACAGAAACUCUCUGAUGUAUCACUUGCAUAGUCAUCAUACUAGAGUGAGACCUCACCAAUGUGAAACUUGUGGAAAGCGAUUUUUCGCUUCUAGUGCACUGAAAGUACACCGGAGAUUACAUUCAGGAGAGAGACCUUACCACUGUUCAGAAUGUGGUAGGAACUUUAGACAGUGGGGUGAUUUGAAAUAUCACAUGACUUCUCUCCACUCGACUGAGAAACAAUUUCAGUGUGAAUACUGCGGCAAAGAGUUUGCCAGGAAAUAUUCUCUAGUUGUACAUAGGAGAAUACACACAGGGGAAAAAAAUUACAAGUGUGAAUUCUGCGAAAAAACUUUCAGAGCUUCUUCGUACCUCCAAAAUCAUAGAAGAAUUCAUACUGGUGAAAAGCCUCAUGAAUGUGAUAUAUGCGGUAAACCAUUUAGAGUGAGAUCGGAUAUGAAAAGACAUCAAAAGUCUCAUACAAAGAAACCUAACAGUAAAAGAAUAUACAAGCUUGAGAACUUGGAAAUUCCAGUCGAAACCCCAAAAACCAAGGAGGAGAUCGACAAUGGGUCCAAUGAUACCGCUGAGCUUCACAUUAACGAUCCAGAACCAGAAACCGAAAUUUUAUAUGAAGAUCCUCUGGCCCCUAGGGAUGGAAUGUAUACCAACGGACAUCAACUUUUUUUGGUAACAUAUUCCGGAGAUGUAACAAAAAUGGAUUCUACUUGGAUCCAGACUACAACAUAAGAGCUAAAUGGGACACGAAAUAAUGUUUGCCACAAAAACAUUGAUCUAAUACUUUUAAUUAUAUGAAAAGUGAACUAAAUUUUACUUAAAGAUUAUUAUUGUUGAUAGCUAUUAAACUCCAAAUAUAAACAUUUUUUAAGCA
This is a messenger RNA of Coccinella septempunctata (seven-spotted ladybird), 2576 nucleotides long. Its product is annotated as zinc finger protein 502. The transcript is spliced from 8 exons. NCBI's taxonomy places the organism in Eukaryota, Metazoa, Arthropoda, Insecta, Coleoptera, Coccinellidae. The coding region runs from base 296 to 2434 and encodes 712 amino acids. Gene Ontology annotation, cellular component: nucleus. The record is from RefSeq and is a predicted model, not a curated record.